UUUUGUGAUGCGCUUGUUUGAGACUCGAGCAGACGAAGAACUUCUUGAUUUUCUCGUUCGACUACAGUACUGAACACAUUCACGUUCGACUGUAAUAGUAAUACUGAACAACAACUUCACGUAACGUCGUUGGUCUGUAGAUCUACUGCUGAACAGAUUCUCGUUCAAGAGCCAGAAAAACAGAAAAAUACCAGAGGCGAGUAUUUGUUCCUGUCUGCCCAAGGAGCGUGAUGCCAGUAGGCUGCUGUUGAAAAGGUGACCAAGACAACUGUGUGUCCUCCACCCGGAACUACAAUUAUUGUAGUCGGCGCAGACCUGUAGAGAAAUGACGCCGGGAACGACAAGUCCCAAAGCAAAGCCCCAGCCCAGCAGUGGCAGUAGCGGCAGCAAGAGUGCCAAGACUCGGUCCAAACCCAAGUACACGCUGACAUACUUCGACACGAUCGGCCAUGCGCAGGCGACGCGCUACAUGUUCGCGCUGGCCGGCGUCGACUUCGACGACCGACGCGUGUCGGAGGCGGAGUGGCGGCGCAUACAGCGGACAGUGCCGCUCGAGCAGUUGCCCGUGCUGGAGGUAGAGGGCAUGGGAGCGCUGCACCAGAGCGUCUGCAUCGACCGCUUCGUGGCGAAACAGCUGGGAUUCUAUGGCAAGACGGACGUGGAAGCGGCACAGAUCGAUCAGAUACACACGACGAUAGCCGAGGCCGGGCGGCUCGUCAUGCCCUUCGUCCAGAACAUGUUUGCCACCAGCCCAUCCGACGUGCAGCCGGUAGCUGUAGGUCUGGACACGGAGGAGGGGGUCGAGAAGCUGCGCACUCACCUGCCACGCUACCUGAACUUCCUCAACUCGCAAGUCGUCGCGAACGAGACGGUCAACGGGCAGGACGCAGAGGGAGUGUACUUUGUCGGUACGUCGCUCUCGCUAGCGGACAUAUACUGGGCGUGCGCGUGGGAAAUCGCCACGGAACUAGACACGGAGAACACACUCUUGGAAGAUUACCCAAAGCUGUUCAACCUGGCCAAACGUGUCUCAAAGUUACCAGCUAUCCAGGAAUACAAGCGACAACAUGCUGAAGAUCAUCCAUGAGGUAGCGAUGGAUAAACAUAAUGAUCAUCGGCCAUGCGUACAGUAUCGUGAUUGGAGAUGAACGUGCCAUGCUGCCUCAUGUUUAGCAUUGCUUCCGGAUAGUUCACUAUUGUGCUCAUGUACUGCUGGAGGCACCAAUGGUGAGCAGUACAUCCAUGCUGUUUUGUUGAUGCAAACGCACAAACGUGCGCGCACAUACAUGUGCUUGCAUGCACACACAGAAGCUUACACACACACACACACACACACACACACACACACACACACACACACACACACACACACACACACACACACACACACACACACUCUCUCUCUCUCUCUCUCUCUCUUUCUUUCCCAAUUUUUCUCUCUCUAUCUAUCUAGCUAGCUAGCUAGCUAUCUCUUCUCUCUCUCUCUCUCUCUCUCUCUCUCUCUCUCUCUCUCUCUCUCUCUCUCUCUCUCUCUCUCUCUCUCUCUCUCUCUCUCAGCUUUCACAUCAGUCAUGCCAAAACGCCUGAUACCGUGCCUCUCGCUGCCAUUGCCGUUCUGAAUCUCUUGUCCAGGGCGUCACUAACAACUCACGGCUUAAUUAUCCGAUGCACGCGUGUUUUUGUUUUAAUAGUCAUCAUCACCUCAAUUUUAAGCUACAUGAUUUUACAUGUAUACAUAGAAUGAAGACUGCACACAUCACCACACAACAUGAAACUUGUUAGAAGUGUUGCAUGGUGGUGCCUGUGGACUUCAUUAUAUUGAUAGCGUAAGUUAAAUUGCUUUCUCCUCGCAGAUUGCUUGUAUACUCGCUGCGGAAAUUGCAGCCUUGCAACAAAAGGCAGGCAUUCGGCACGCAAUAUUGUUCUCAAACAGUUAUUUUUGCUGUUUGCUUAGCGAUAUCACUCAUACUAGGUUCGGCUAUGUGCAAACUGAGCACAGCGGCGUAUAAUAAUCCCACGUGAAUUAUCUGUAAAAGGAUCUUAAUAAUUGUUUGUUGCUUUCGUUACGAGA
This is a messenger RNA of Sycon ciliatum, 2071 nucleotides long. Its product is annotated as hematopoietic prostaglandin D synthase-like. Gene Ontology annotation, molecular function: glutathione transferase activity. NCBI's taxonomy places the organism in Eukaryota, Metazoa, Porifera, Calcarea, Leucosolenida, Sycettidae. The record is from RefSeq and is a predicted model, not a curated record. Gene Ontology annotation, biological process: glutathione metabolic process. The coding region runs from base 326 to 1087 and encodes 253 amino acids. The transcript has 2 exons.